AGACCUCUAACGCAACCACGGGGGAGAGUGAUCUGCCUUGUAUGCCUUCGAUGCACUCUUCCAUGCAGCAGUUGGGUCCACAUUGAGCUGUGAUCUACGUCAAGGUCGAUGGCGACGGGCCUCCUGCGUGCCGGCAACCUCAGCGCGUGUCUGAGGCAGGAGAAGGCCUCAUGCCCCGCCAUCGAGAACAUCGUGUGAGCACAGCAAAAGCAACAGAGAGAUGCAGCGUCUCAAUGUCAUCUGCCUUCAUUCGCUGUGCUUUUUCAUCGUGGCAGGCUGUAUGAGUUGUCUGGCGGGGUGGUCGCAGCUGCAGAGAAGGCAGACGAGGAGCAAACAAUCAUCGUCGGUGAGAGGGAUCAAGGCAGUCAUCAGUCUGUGCUGUGACCCUUGCAUCCCUUCUCGCUCUGCUGCUGCAGGUGCUGUGUUAGUGAAUGUGUACACCGAGUACAUCGCCUUCUCGGAGCAGUCCAACCAGCCGCUCAACACGGUGCUGCUGAGCACACAGCACAAGACGAUAGCCAUGACGGCCAUCGGCAACCUCAUCCUCUGUGUGGUCGGCACCAAGGACGCACCACCAGGACUUCUGCAAAACAAGGUCUGUCAGGACACACAGACAUACUAGGCAUCAGUGCACCUGUUCCCUGGCUGUCUGUGUGUGUGUGUGUGUGUGUGUGUGUGUGUCAGAUGGAGCUGUUGAGAAACAACCUGACGCCGAUAUUUCGGGCGCUUGGGUAUUGAGGCCUGCCUGUACGUUCCUGUAGAGUGCUCGUGGUUGGUCUUGACCAGGGGUGUGCUGUACAGAAGCUGUAUGAGCCCGAGCGUACUUACUCACCGAUGUGUUCCAAUGCGACAUUUUCACGCAGACACACCAGGGAAAACUCACAUUAAACAUAUCCGAACA
Messenger RNA from Vitrella brassicaformis, 901 nucleotides. Lineage: Eukaryota; Vitrellaceae. The record is from the annotation of a GenBank genome assembly.